This is a messenger RNA of Quercus robur (English oak), 741 nucleotides long. RefSeq names its product RNA-binding protein Y14B-like. The record is from RefSeq and is a predicted model, not a curated record. NCBI's taxonomy places the organism in Eukaryota, Viridiplantae, Streptophyta, Magnoliopsida, Fagales, Fagaceae. The coding region runs from base 65 to 493 and encodes 142 amino acids. The transcript has 4 exons. Gene Ontology annotation, molecular function: mRNA binding. Gene Ontology annotation, biological process: RNA splicing. Gene Ontology annotation, cellular component: exon-exon junction complex; cytoplasm; nucleus.
UUCAGCAGUCAGUUACAAAAACAGACGAACUUAGAUCUAGAGAGAGAGAGAGAGAGAGAGAGAGAUGGAAUGCUACGAUGCCGACGACGACGUUUUGAUGGAGAUUGAGGAGGGUGAGGUCCAAACUGCUCACUUCUUCUCUCCCAAUCCAUCCUACUUUCCUCUACAAUCGGUUGAGGGAUGGACUUUAUUGGUCACUGGAGUUCAUCAAGAGGCUGAGGAACGCGAUGUUCUUGAUCUAUUUGGGGAGUUUGGGGAGGUUAAGAGUUUGCAUCUGAAUCUCAACCAUCGCACUGGAUAUCUUAUGGGGUAUGCUCUGAUUGAAUAUGACAACUUUGAGGCAGCUCAGGAUGCAAUAUCCACAAUGAAUGGGACUGAACUUUUUGAUUCUACCAUCUCUGUUGAUUGGGCUUUCUGUCGUGAUCCUUCCAAUGCCAGUUAUUUGAGAUCCCCACAUUCACACCGAUCAAGGACUACAAUCAGGAGAUUCUGAUACUGUCCUGGUUUGUUAACUCAAUGACAUGGGGUGGUUAUGCUUGGGAGAUUAGAAGCCCAAACUCUGUAAGGGAUCUCUAUCUUGUGGACAUAGACAAAAGUGUAUUUUGGAGUGGAUAAAGGCUAUUGGAGACAGCAACUCCUGAAAUUUUAGAUGCAUGAACACAAAUCAUUGUAUUUCUAUUUUAUUCAAGAAAUAAAAGAUACAUACUUACAAUCAAAUGCAAGAAGCUAAUAAGCUGUAAA